Molecule: messenger RNA, 1807 nt
Organism: Medicago truncatula (barrel medic)
Lineage: Eukaryota; Viridiplantae; Streptophyta; Magnoliopsida; Fabales; Fabaceae
Product: F-box/FBD/LRR-repeat protein At4g26340
Exons: 5
Coding region: 54-1442 (462 amino acids)
Molecular function (GO): protein binding
Source: RefSeq, a predicted model, not a curated record
CUAGAUAUUUAUAGUUUAAGCUUACACUCCCCGGACAUUGGAAGAAGGAGGCGAUGGAUACUCCGAUGGCGGAGGCGGCAGAGUCAAUCUCCGAUGAUGACGGCAUUGACAGAAUAAACCAACUACCAAACUCCUUACUACAUCACAUCCUCUCCUUCCUCCCUACCAAAACCUGCGUUCAGACCACACCCCUCGUUUCUCGCAAAUGGCGCAAUCUAUGGAAGAAUCUCGAAGCCUUGGAUUUCUGCGACAGUUCCAGCCCCCAAAUUUAUGAAUUCGAUAACGACGAACAGUUCUUGAUCUUCUCCGUUUUCGUCAACACUGUCCUCACUCUCCGCAAAUCUCGCGUUGUUCGGAAGUUCUGUCUCUCAUGCUAUCACGUUCAACUCGAUCCCUUCUAUAACCACUCGAUUGAUACGUGGAUCAAUGCCACCAUUGGCCCAAACCUUGAGGAGUUUCAUCUUACUCUGCUUACCGCCGCCGGCUUCAACAGGGUGCCUCUCUCCCUCUUCUCUUGCCCUAACCUUGUCUCUCUCAGUUUCAAUGACUAUAUCAUUCUGCAAUUGCAAGACAAUUCGAAAAUUUGCUUACCGUCACUGAAGUUGCUGCAACUACUAGACAUGUAUAAUUUGGAUUUAAAUUCUGUGAAUGCCCUUCUCUCUGGCUGUCCUGUUCUCGAAAAUCUGGAAAUUUCUUUUGCUCCUGAAUCUUUGGCCACACUUCGGCUGUCAUCUUCAACCUUGAAGAGGUUAAAAAUCGAUGUUGAGAAUGAGGUUGGGGCUUACCUUGAAAUAGACGCUCCUGAUCUCAAGUACCUUAGCCUCACCAAUAUCAUGUUUCUUAAUGCUGCUUCUGUUGGGAACUUGCACAAUGUGGAAGAAGCACAUCUUGAUGUAUUUUCCACUCAUAGAGCUCCGUCUUCUCCGAGCACAAGUGAAUCUGUUGAACCUGUACUCCGUCUUCUCCAAGCUCUCUCUGGAAUUAAACAUCUAAAGCUGCUUAGUUCAACAACAAAGUGGCUAUUUGCCGCCCCUGUUUUAGAUUUUCCAGAAUUUUGCCACUUGCUUUAUCUAGAGCUCUGGCUUCUCUCUUUCAACUCAAGUUUUCUGAUUGACAUGCUUCAAAAAUGUCCUGUGCUACAAACUCUCAUAACAUUCAACGACAAGAUGCAUCCAUCAUAUGAUUCAUCACCUUCAUAUGGAUGGGAGGUGAAGCCAAAAAGUGUUCCUAAAUGUCUCGUAUCCCAUUUGACCUUUAUUGACCUUCAAAGAUAUCUAGGAAAUUCAAAUGAGCUGGAGUUUACAAGCUAUGUUUUGCAAAAUGGACUUGUUUUGAAGACAAUGCUUAUUAGUGGUUUUUCGCUAGAACAACGGGGGGAAUGGUUGAAAAAAAUCUCCAAUCUACCAAGGGCAUCUGCCAUGUGUCAAGUUACAUUUCACUGAGCGGCAUCAUCUUAAGUGUGCUUUGAGGCUUCACUAAGAAGAAGAUGUUGGGAGCAAAACGGAAGAUUAUGCAUUUUUUAAUUUCAGCACGUUCACAAGGCUCUGGCCGUGGCAGCUAUUAUGUUUGUUUCUUCCUGUUAGUCUCAUGGAUGAUUCCUUUUAUUGUUGGUCUGGAAAAAUCAGUCAAGACAUUGUCUCGUUAUCUUCUCAUUCUCUUUUUUUAUAUGCUCUAUAGUCUGUCUAUAUACUCUUUAAAUUUCUUGAUCAUGAGAAAAGACAGAACAUCUUAUAUUUGAACUGUUAUACCCAUCUAUCUGAUUAUUUGUUAACCACUUUAUUGGAAACACAGGUUUCAUGUUGAUUGA